AUAUUAGCCGCCGCCCCCAAAGCGAACCACGUUAGCUCUUACCUCAUUUUCGCUAACACUUUUUGUUCUCUCUCUCUGCGAAACAUCCAACGAAGACUCUUGACUCUUUUCCCAAACCCCUUUGUAAUUAAAGAGGCGGUUCAAUCUUCUUGAAAUUUGCUUCUUUUUCUUCUUGAGAUUUGCAAGAAACCUUUUAUUCAUCAUCAGGUUUUAUCAAACGAAAUGUCAGGAUCACAGAGCAGUUUAAGAAGGUAUCUUGGAGCUAUCAAAGACACAACAACAGUUUCAUUAGCAAAAGUCAAUAGCGGUUACAAGGAAUUGGAUAUUGCUAUUGUGAAGGCUACUAAUCAUGUGGAGCGUCCUUCAAAAGAAAGAUACAUCAGAGCUAUUUUUAUGGCUAUUUCUGCAACAAGGCCUCGUGCAGAUGUUGCAUAUUGCAUCCAUGCUCUUGCUAGGCGCUUAUCAAAAACACAUAACUGGGCGGUAUUGCUUUUGUUCUCUGCUGUUGUUUUUGUAAAGUCACAUUCUGCUUUAAAACUUUUGCUGAUGAUUUUUUUUUUUUUUUCAUUCAAGGUUGCGCUGAAAACUCUUAUUGUUAUUCACCGUGCCUUGAGGGAAGUGGACCAGACCUUUCAUGAGGAAGUUAUUAAUUAUAGCAGAAGCAGGACUCAUAUGCUUAACAUGUCUCAUUUUAAAGAUGAUUCAAGUCCCAAUGCAUGGGUUUACUCUGCUUGGGUCCGUUUCUAUGCACUAUUCUUAGAGGAGCGACUAGAGUGUUUCCGUGUCCUCAAGUACGAUGUUGAGAUUGACCCACCAAGAACCAAAGAGUUGGACACUCCUGAUUUGCUCGAACAACUUCCAGCACUACAAGAACUUCUUUUCCGUGUUCUUGAUUGUCAGCCUGAAGGGGCAGCAGUUCAAAACCAUAUUAUACAAUUGGCACUCUCAAUGGUUGUAACGGAGAGCACUAAAAUCUACCAAGCACUGACUGAUGGAAUAGACAACUUGGUUGAUAAGUUCUUUGAGAUGCAACGGAACGAUGCUCUUAAGGCGUUGGAUAUGUACAGAAGGGCUGUAAAACAGGUAGAGAGGCUUUCUGAAUUUUACGAAGUUUGCAAAAGUGUUUAUGUUGGACGUGGAGAUAGGUUUGUUAAGAUUGAGCAGCCUCCCACUUCUUUUCUACAAGCAAUGGAAGAGUAUGUGAAAGAAGCACCAUUAGCAGCAGGUGCCAAGAAGGAGCAGGUAAUGGAGAAGCUUGCAGCUCCCAAAGAAAUCUUAGCCAUAGAGUACGAAAAGCCACCAAAAGAAGUUGAAGAGAAACCAGAAUCACCUGAGCCUCCGGUUAAAGCAGAAGCAGAAGCAGAGAAGCCUGUCCCUGUUGAGAAACAACCUGAUUUGCUGUCUAUGGAUGAUCCAGCUCCAGUGGUCUCUCAACUUGAAGAGAAGAAUGCUUUGGCUUUGGCUAUUGUCCCUGUUAGCGUUGAGCAACCAGUUUCUACAACUGAUUUCACAAAUGGGAAUUCUUCUGGGUGGGAAUUGGCACUUGUGACUGCCCCAAGCUCAAAUGAAGUUGCUGCUGCUAAUAGCAAAUUGGCGGGUGGAUUGGACAAGCUGACACUUGACAGCCUAUACGAGGAUGCAAUCAGAGUGAGUCAACAGCAAAACAGAAGCCACAAUCCAUGGGAGCAACAGCAUCAUCCAGUCCAAAACGGCCCCAUGAUGCACCAGCCUUUCUUUGCGUCUAAUGGAGUCUCAGCUCCUCCUCCUUUUCAAAUGGCAAAUCAAUAUCAUCAGCCGUAUGGUGGGUUUCAGCAUCAGAACUCAGGGAUGAUGAUGGGACCUGUGCAGCCUUAUCAGCAGCAGCAGCAACAGCAACAACAACAGAACAUGAAUCCCUUCGGAAACCCGUUUGUCGCGAAUGGUAAUCCACACCAACCGUAUGGCUCGGUUCAAGGAGGUUACAAUCCAUAUUCUAGCCUUAUGUGAGAUUUGAUACUAAUGUAUGUUUGUGUACAAUCUUAUAUAUACAAGUAUAUGUUGUGAGGUGAUUGUAGCUAGAGAGAUUCUUUUUUAUUGUUGUUGUUGUUGAGUAAAUACAUACAUUACGUCUCUGUAUGUGUGUGUGGAUGUAUCUGUAAGCGAGAUAAUAUAUGAUUCUUGAGGACA
Molecule: messenger RNA, 2166 nt
Organism: Raphanus sativus (radish)
Lineage: Eukaryota; Viridiplantae; Streptophyta; Magnoliopsida; Brassicales; Brassicaceae
Product: putative clathrin assembly protein At5g35200
Exons: 15
Coding region: 223-1986 (587 amino acids)
Biological process (GO): clathrin-dependent endocytosis; vesicle budding from membrane; clathrin coat assembly
Cellular component (GO): clathrin-coated vesicle; clathrin-coated pit
Molecular function (GO): 1-phosphatidylinositol binding; clathrin heavy chain binding; phosphatidylinositol-4,5-bisphosphate binding
Source: RefSeq, a predicted model, not a curated record